Molecule: messenger RNA, 660 nt
Organism: Pistacia vera
Lineage: Eukaryota; Viridiplantae; Streptophyta; Magnoliopsida; Sapindales; Anacardiaceae
Exons: 5
Coding region: 25-660 (211 amino acids)
Source: RefSeq, a predicted model, not a curated record
UCUCUUCGUUGAAUCUUAUCAAACAUGGCAAAUCUUCCUCGUCUAACGCUGCACCACAGGCUCCCACUCUUUGGUGCUCUUUCUUCUGCUUCAGUCUCUACUUUUUCGUGUUCUACUUCUGUUUCGAGUCUUUCCAAAGCGCUGAACAAGUGUGGCAUUGGAAUUAGAGCGCCUCGCCGUCUGGUGUUGGGUCUGGGAGCCGCAUGUUGGACUCAGUUUUUUAGUAUGGCGAGUAAUGUUGCCUCCAAAUCUUUCAUUGCUUCUGCAAGGCAAAAGGGUGCUGUUGAAGAGAUAUUGAAGAAUGUUGAGUGGCCAGAGCAAUUCCCUUUCAAGGAGGAGGAUUUUCAGCGCUUUGAUGAGACACCUGAUUCAAUUUUCUAUGAAGCUCCUCGAUUUGUGACACACAUUGAUGAUCCAGCCAUUGCUGCAUUGACUAAAUACUAUUCAGAGGUUUUACCUCCUAGCAAUACUCCAGGAACAAGCAUUCUAGAUAUGUGUAGUAGUUGGGUGAGCCAUUAUCCACCAGGGUACAAACAAGAUCGUAUAGUUGGAAUGGGCAUGAAUGAAGAAGAGCUCAAACGGAAUCCAGGUUCCUCCUUCAAAAUUGUUAUUGGUUGGAUAGUGGUUGUCUCCUUCAGUUAUUUCCCAACAAAAUAUUAA